GAGCCGGCUCCCUCGCCUCCUGCCAUAGACUACUCGUCAGACUCCCCGUGGAGGAUUGGGAGGCCAUCUACAGCAGCGAUGACUAUAUCCGCAAGCCCCGCACGCAGCCUAUCCCCGAGACCACCGAGGCGGACAGGUAUCCCUCGGAAGAUGAGAGCCUUCCCGAUGCGUGGAAUGCCGUCUGCAUUGUCGGUUUCAAAGUGUUCUCGCGCGAUUCUAACCUUGAGCUUCGCGUAGUCAUGGAGGGAGGCGACAUGCUGGAGGGUGGCAUGGGCCAGAAGGGCGAGAAGGACCUCGAUAACGCGCAGGCCAACGCUGCCGGCGAGCGUGAGGAAACCUGCAACGCCUUCACUACGUAUAAUCCCAUCGUUGUCGCUGGCGAAGACCAGAAGGACCCCGAGGCCAAAUCCGAAUCCAAGUCUGCGGAGCAGACCGAGGAUGAGGAUGGUGAUGACGAGUCGGAAGGCGAUGACGAAGCAGAGGCACAGGCUACGGACACGAAAGAGGGAGAUGUCCCCGUCCCUGCCCCCGUAUCUACCCCCAAGCCCGAAACGGAGGUUGUCGUCGCAGACGAGCCAGUGGAACCUGCGCAGGUGGACACACCCAAGGAUCCUGAGACGGAGGCAAAGGUUGAGGAACCCGCCCCAGAGGAGCCACCCGUCGCCGAGUCCAAGGACAAGUCCGCAAGCGAUGAGAGCGGGACGAAGGAGGAAGAGAUGAAGUUGAAGGAAGAGCUGAUGAUGAAGAGAGAGGCGGAGCUGAAGAAGAGGGAGGAAGAGAUGCGCAGAAUGGAGGAGGAGAUGAGGAAGCUCGCCGAGGAGAUGAGGCAGCGCGCUGAGGAGAUGAAGGAGAUGAAGCGCACUGACGAGAGGAAGAAGUGCGAGAACGACCAGGCGAAGGAGGAGGAUGACUACGUCAACUGUGAGGAUUCAUCCGACACCUCCUCGGUCGGCGUACGCACGCCUGAACCUACGCCCUUUGAUGACCUCAAGAACGAGAUCCUCGGCUAA
Molecule: messenger RNA, 1010 nt
Organism: Parascedosporium putredinis
Lineage: Eukaryota; Fungi; Ascomycota; Sordariomycetes; Microascales; Microascaceae
Source: the annotation of a GenBank genome assembly